AUGACGCGACACUGCUCUGCGUUCAUCCGAGAUGUGAGGCCAUUGCGUUGCUCUCGCCGUGAGUGGCAUGGCUCUUCUGGGCAGGUAAAUCAGCAAACGCUGCUGCCUUCUGUUAUCAGCAAACCACAGGCGCUGGUUCGCCACGCACUUGUUGUGGCAACAGUGUCUGCAAAUUCUGGUUAUCAACGUUAUUCAACUGCAGCUGUGCCUCCAACGACACCGUAUAGUCAGCUUACUGUCGGCGUUCCUCGGGAGACGUUCCCUUUCGAACAUCGUGUUGCCCUAACACCAACCAAUGUCACGCUCCUUCUCAAAAAAGGCUUUGCGAAAGUUCUCGUCGAGAGAGGAGCUGGUUCUCAUGCCGAAUUCCUCGACGAAGCUUACGAGCAGGCCGGAGCGUCACUCGUGGACGGGCCCCAGGCUGUCUGGAGCCGGGCCGAUAUUGUUCUCAAAGUACGGGGACCGUCUGUGGAGGAGAUUGAGUCUGUCCAAGAAAAUCAGACUGUCAUCUCUCUCCUACAGCCGGCUCAAAAUAAGGAACUUGUUCAGAAAAUCGCCGAAAAAAAGGCCACGUGCUUCGCAAUGGACAUGAUUCCCCGUAUCUCUCGCGCACAAGUUUUCGACGCCCUCAGCAGUAUGGCAAACAUUGCUGGUUACAAAGCUGUUUUGGAGGCUUCAAACGUUUUUGGCAGAUUUUUGACCGGACAAGUCACGGCGGCUGGCAAGAUCCCCCCGUGCAAAGUCCUUGUUAUCGGAGCGGGAGUCGCUGGCCUGAGUGCUAUUGCAACCGCUCGCCGGAUGGGGGCCAUUGUUCGUGGAUUUGAUACUAGAUCAGCUGCCCGAGAGCAGGUCCAAUCGCUAGGCGCCGAGUUCGUUGAAGUCGAUGUUCAGGAAGACGGUUCUGGUGCCGGCGGCUAUGCCAAGGAAAUGAGCAAAGAGUUUAUUGAGGCCGAAAUGAGACUCUUUAAAGAACAGGCCAAAGAAGUUGACAUCAUCAUUACCACUGCCCUGAUCCCCGGAAAACCUGCGCCCAAGCUCAUUAGAACUGAGGCAUUGGACGUCAUGAAGCCUGGCAGUGUCGUUGUCGAUCUUGCAGCAGAAGCCGGCGGCAAUUGCGAAGCUACUCAACCUGGCAAACUGGCAAUGUACAAGGAUGUCAAGAUAAUCGGUUACACUGAUCUCCCAUCCCGCCUCCCAACCCAAUCGUCCACCCUGUAUUCAAACAACAUCACAAAAUUCCUCCUUUCAUUGUCUCCAAAGGACAAGGAAUUUGGCAUCGAUCUUUCCGACGAAGUUGUUCGCGGCUCAAUUGUCACCCAAAACGGGAAAAUAUUGCCACCAGCUCCCAGACCAGCACCACCUCCUUCACCGACUAAGCCUGCUGCUGCACCAGUCGUCAAGGCUGCGGAGCUCACUCCAUGGCAAAAAAAGACACGAGAGGUGGCAACGGUUACUGCGGGAAUGGGUAGUGUUUUAGCUCUCGGCAAGUUUACUGGCCCGCUCUUCAUGGCCAAUGCGUUCACCUUCGGUCUGGCUAGUUUGAUCGGUUAUCGCGUCGUCUGGGGUGUCGCUCCUGCACUUCAUUCUCCUCUCAUGAGCGUCACAAAUGCUAUUUCAGGCAUGGUGGGAGUUGGUGGUCUGUUCAUUCUGGGCGGCGGUUAUUUCCCAGAGACGAUCCCUCAAGUUUUCGGCGCUUUGAGUGUGUUGCUUGCCUUUGUCAAUGUCGGUGGUGGCUUUGUCAUUACCAAACGAAUGCUGGACAUGUUCAAGCGACCGACUGAUCCUCCAGAGUAUCCCUGGCUUUAUGCCAUUCCCGCUGCAUUGUUUGGCGGCGGCUUCGUUGCAGCAGCUUCAACUGGAGCUGCUGGACUUGUGCAGGCCGGAUAUCUCAUUAGCUCGAUUCUUUGUAUUGGCUCCAUUUCUGGUCUUGCUUCUCAGGCUACGGCUCGUAUGGGUAACAUGCUUGGAAUACUGGGCGUUGGUUCAGGUGUUUUGGCAAGCUUACUUGCCGUUGGCUUUUCACCGGAGGUUCUCACACAAUUCGGGGGACUUGCUGUGAUGGGUGCUUUGGCAGGAAUGUUGAUCGGCAGGCGGAUCACUCCCACUGACCUCCCACAAACCGUUGCUGCACUUCACUCCGUCGUCGGUCUUGCCGCUGUCUUGACCAGCAUUGGAAGCGUAAUGGCGGAUGUCACAGAGAUUUCAACCCUGCACUUGGUAACUGCAUAUCUAGGCGUUUUAAUUGGUGGUAUCACUUUUACCGGCUCGUUGGUCGCAUUUCUGAAGUUGGCGGGUAGAAUGUCAUCUCGACCGACCUUCUUGCCAGGCCGGCACGUCAUCAACGGAGGCUUACUAGCCACUAACAUGGCGACUAUGGGCGCAUUCAUAGCCAUGGCACCGGGAAGUCCAAUGAUUGCCGCUGGCGCGCUUGCCGCGAAUACAGUUCUAAGUUUCGUCAAGGGUUACACUACCACGGCGGCCAUUGGCGGCGCGGAUAUGCCUGUUGUUAUUACGGUUCUUAACGCCUACAGUGGUUUUGCACUGGUAGCGGAGGGAUUUAUGCUCGACAACCCGCUGCUCACUAGCGUGGGAGCGCUUAUCGGGGUUUCCGGUUCUAUCCUGUCCUACAUUAUGUGUGUGGCAAUGAACCGGUCGCUCACAAAUGUCUUGUUUGGUGGUAUAUCCACUCCAGCACAGACGAAAGAGUACAAACCUCAGGGCGUCGUCACCCAAACAAACGUCGAGGAUUUGGUAGAUGCGCUGUUGAAUUCAGAAUCAGUCAUUUUGGUAGUUGGGUACGGUAUGGCCGUAGCCAAAGCCCAAUACGCAAUUUCCUCCAUUGUCUCGCAGUUGCGAUCAAAGGGUAUCACUGUUCGGUUCGCUAUCCAUCCCGUGGCUGGUCGAAUGCCUGGUCAAUGCAACGUCUUACUAGCCGAAGCCAGCGUCCCAUACGAUAUUGUCCUGGAAAUGGAUGAGAUAAAUGAUGACUUCCGGGACACUGAUCUGACAGUUGUUAUCGGUGCUAACGACACCGUUAACCCGAUCGCCAUGGAGAAGGGAAGUGCAAUUGAGGGCAUGCCAGUUCUACAUGCCUGGAAGAGCAAGCAGGUGGUGGUUAUGAAGAGAGGCAUGGCGAGUGGAUAUGCUGAUGUCCCUAACCCCAUGUUUUACAUGCCAAACACGAAGAUGUUGUUCGGCGAUGCGAAGAAUACGUGCGAAGCAAUCAAGGCGGCUAUAGAGGUCAAGUUGUAG
Ustilaginoidea virens is the source of this 3252-nucleotide messenger RNA. RefSeq lists its product as uncharacterized. The transcript has 9 exons. NCBI's taxonomy places the organism in Eukaryota, Fungi, Ascomycota, Sordariomycetes, Hypocreales, Clavicipitaceae. Gene Ontology annotation, cellular component: mitochondrial inner membrane. The coding region runs from base 1 to 3252 and encodes 1083 amino acids. Gene Ontology annotation, molecular function: NAD binding; NADP binding. Gene Ontology annotation, biological process: NADPH regeneration; proton transmembrane transport. The record is from RefSeq and is a predicted model, not a curated record.